GUGUGUGUGCGUGUGUGUUCAUACAGUGCAGGUAUUGAAUGACUGAAUGGACGUUUCUCCUGAUGAGUGGAUGAAGUGAAUGUGGUAUUCUGACAAACAGGUUUUCUCGCAUAUCAUGACAGCUCCGUAUUUUUUACACCUCUCCAUGAAACUGUCAGGGAUUUUUUUUUUAAACUGUCACAUUUUCCUUGAACUUCUAAGUCUUCCCUCAGUGGGUUCAGAUGACUGCAACCACGGGGUUUUCAUUCAUGCCACUGUAAUCAGCUGCAGCUUCACAUGUCCAGGAGUAGAGUACAGGUUCACUUUCACACACUUACUCUUUUUAUUCACUCUUACUGUACGUAGAAAAGGCUGUUCGAUCAAAUCGGUGGGGACAAAUGACAGGUUUUUUUGCAGCUCUUGUCUGUAAUUACAUUUCCUGGACUCCUCCCACGUUCCGGGUUAUUUCUCAGAUCGGAGCUGCCCUCUCUCCUCACCGACACUCUGAGGCACCACGCAGGCUGGGACUCACUUCAAGUUGUGCGUCUUUACGCUUUUUGAGCUCUGGAUAAUAAAUCCAGAUCGGAUCGCUACAGCGGUUUGACUUUUUGUUGUCUCCAGCGGUGCGUAAAAAGCGUAAUGGCAAAGAGGAUUCUUGUCCACUCCUCGUAUUUCUGCUGACAUCGGGUGACUCCAUGAAACGGUUUGCAAAGCGCUUUGCAGACCGACACCUGCGUAUGGAGCGAGAAUGAAUACAAGAUGUUCAUUACUCAGGCUAAGAAGGAAACAGUUCAUUCCCUCCCUCCUGUCCCUCCUGUCCAUAUGUGUCCUGCUGUUGAUUUAUACCAAGUACAGCUACAUCAACAACUCCUUUUUUCCCCCAGAUAUUCAGACGUUUCACAGGUAUAACAUUAACUGCUCGGCUAUCUAUGACAUGGACCCGGUGGAGGUGGGGAAAUCCCUCAUCAUCCGAACAAAAAACGUGGUGGAGGACAGAGAUGAAAGUCUGGUUAACUUCACCUCCCACUGCUCAACGUUCCUGCAGUUCAGAGGAUAUAAUGAUGUGUGUGUCUCAGAGGAGGAGAGAGACUUUCCUCUUGCUUAUUCUUUAGUUGUGCAUAAAUCUGCCUGGAUGGUGGAGAGACUCAUCAGAGUGCUGUACUCGCCCACGAACAUCUACUGCAUCCACUAUGACCAGAAGUCCUCGGCUCAUUUCAUCUCAGCCAUGGAGGGUCUGGCCCGCUGUCUGCCCAACGUCUUUAUUGCCAGCAAGAGAGAAUCCGUCUUCUACGCGAGUAUCAGCCGACUGAAAGCCGAUCUAAACUGCUUGUCUGACCUUUUGGGCUCAGAGGUCAAGUGGAAGUAUGUCAUCAACCUGUGUGGCCAAGAUUUCCCGCUCAGGUCCAACAUUGAGCUGGUGUCAGAGCUAAAGAGGCUAAAUGGUGCUAACAUGUUGGAAACAAGCCGACCCAGUCAGUCAAAGAAGCAGAGGUUCACCUUUCACCAUGAGCUGAGAGACGCCAGCUUCGAGUAUCAGAAGCUGCCGGUAAAAACACAUCAGACAAAGUCUCCUCCGCCACACGGCAUGGAGGUGUUCUCCGGCAAUGCCUACUUCGUGCUUUCGCGGGAAUUUGUUGUGCACUUUGAAUCCUCGGCUGUAGUGAAGGAUUUUCUGAACUGGUCUGAGGACACCUACUCCCCAGACGAACACUUCUGGGCCACGCUUGUGCGACUGCCGGGUGUUCCAGGAGAGGUGUCCAGAUCACAGCCGGACAUCACCGACCUGAUGAGUAAGACCAGGCUGGUGAAGUGGCAGUACCUGGAGGAGAAGCUGUACCCGCCAUGCACGGGGCAGCAUGUCCGCAGCGUUUGUAUAUUCGGUGCAGCCGAAAUGCGAUGGUUGCUCAACUAUGGUCACUGGUUCGCCAAUAAGUUUGACCCUAAAGUGGACCCAAUUCUCAUUCAGUGCCUGGAGGAGAAGCUGCAGGAAAAGCAAAAGCUAUUCCAGUUACAUGGCUCCUUGAACUGUCCAAAAGGUUGACUGACAACAUACUGUAGAGCUGCAGUCGACUGACAGGGAACUAAUCAGCAACAAAUAUAACAGUUGAUUGGGGUUUUUUAAAAGUUAUUUUUCAUAUUUUAUUGAAUUUGCUGCUUUUUCUUGUCUGACAUUGUAGUAAAUUGACAGAAUUUUGGACACUUGGUCAAACAAACCAUAACAUUUGAUGACAUUAUCUUGAGGCCAACUCUCUGAACCCUCAAGGUGUUUCUUAGUUAUUUUUUUCUCCUGUCACAUUUUUCCUCGCUGUGGGCACAUUUUUUACUGCAAUAUAAAGUCCUGCACCGCUGUGGAAACAACACAACCUUGACUAGAAGUAAAGAUAACUUAGAAAUGUCUUCUGUGCAAUAAACAAAAUUCUAGUUUUUACUAAAUCUACAAACUAGUUGUUUUUUACAUGAUGCUGCACAUCAACUCUAGAAAGAUAUUUCAUCAUUGUGAAUGUAUCUUCCAGAAAUAUUCUCCUCUGUGUACUGUGUUCAGCCACGCCUAAUUUAUUUUAUUGAUCAGAUAUGCUUAAUUUUCUUUCAGUCUCUCCAUCUAGCCAUCCAUAUUUUUCUCCUCCCUGCUCUGUUUCAUAGCUGACUACAUCUCAGAAUUUUUUAUUAUUUUUGUACAGAAUCUGGUGCAAAUGAUUUAUUUUUGACAAAUUUUUAAAUGAGACGUGUAGAAGGAUAAUCCAGACUUCUCACUGUGAACUUUCUGCCUCUUUCUACUGAAGGAAUCAUCCAAAAACUGUAAUUUACAGUACAGGCAGAGAGAGAAUGUGUUUGUUUGUAAUUUGGCUGAGUGGCUGUUUGAUGAUGAGUAAUUACGCUGUAAUGAGCAGUUCCAUUAAAGAUCUAACAUGCUCUAA
Messenger RNA from Amphiprion ocellaris (clown anemonefish), 2894 nucleotides. RefSeq names its product beta-1,3-galactosyl-O-glycosyl-glycoprotein beta-1,6-N-acetylglucosaminyltransferase 4-like. Gene Ontology annotation, molecular function: acetylglucosaminyltransferase activity. The record is from RefSeq and is a predicted model, not a curated record. NCBI's taxonomy places the organism in Eukaryota, Metazoa, Chordata, Actinopteri, Pomacentridae. The transcript is spliced from 3 exons. The coding region runs from base 728 to 2020 and encodes 430 amino acids. Gene Ontology annotation, cellular component: membrane.